UAGGUUCACCCAGAUUUAAAAAAAAAAAAAUACUUAAAGUGCUCUAUUUUUACACGCUAAUUUUGUUCUUUAAUAUAUUGAAAAUUAUGAUUUUAAGAUGAUCUUCCUCAAGUAUACUUGACUGCUCUUUUGGUACACCUUGAAUAUACCAACUAAAAUGUGCUUUUAUUAAUAUACUAACUCUGUAUUAAAAACACGUAUUUCCUUUUUAUUAGCUGUACACUGAAGUCUGUAAAAAAUUGGUUUGGUGAGUAAAUCAAAAAAAGAAAGUAUGUUAAAAUCACUUUGUAGUUCAUAUACUGUAUCCAGCAGCAACCUUGGUAGUAAAAAGUACUACUAAAGAGUAGGCUACUUUUAGUUAGAUUAAAUGAGUGUGUGAAAACAGACUGAUACGGGUUCUGUCGGACAGCAGGAGGCAGCAUCUUCAACACUGUUGAACUCCAGGAGCUGGGUAACAGAUUUGAAGUCUCUUGAUAUCAGGCUGCUUCGAGAGCUACGUAUCUAAGCUCUUAUUUGCCUCAAUUGUUUUGGGGGGUAAAAGAAGUUAAUAGAGUUCACGACUCUUUAUGUGAGACCUGUAAACACAUUAAGACCCAAAGGCUUUGCUGUAACUGUCGUCUGUUGACGGGUGAGAAUAAGUUAGUGAACCCCGCGUUGUUCCGUGACUGAACGACAGCCGUGAGUUUCCUCAAAUCAACUCGACAUAAACAAUCAUCAAACAGCAGGAUAAUAACCGAUGACGAGCGCCGGGAGAUUUUCUGGCAUAUUUUAUCGGCAGAUGUUUGUUCCAUGGUGUGUGUUUGCGCGUCUCGGAGGGGUUUCCCGUAUGUUGGAUGUUUAUUCUUGCGGUUCUGCCGCGUUUCUCUGAAGUCUUCGGCUCUUAAUGGUGCUGGAGAAAGACGCUUCCACGUAACGCUCCACCCAUCUCUCCACCUAACUCUAUAGCGUUAUUUAAGAAUAGAACACCUUCCUCUGACAUGACUCGAGAAGCGAAGCUGUCUGCAUUCACAAAGGUAAGACUGGAUUAUCUCAAAUAUCAGCUGAGCUCAGUGUCACCGAUAAAGAAAAAGCUAUUAUAAGCGUGCAGCUUGUUUAUUAAUGAUGCUUACGCUUCAUGCAUUAUAAUACAUAUUCUCUAUUUUGUUCCUUUUUCUGAAAAAAGCCAACUGUAUAGCCUUGUGACUUGCACGUAAACUUUAAAAACGCAUUUUUUCCCCCCAUGCACGUUAUGAAUGUGUGUGUUAUUGCGGACUGUGCAUGCAUGAACUCAUCUGAACCGCUCUUCUGCUCACUGCACGCGCACCUGCCCUCGCAUGCCUCCAUCCCUCACAGACAUGAACUUAGAUGGGGACAGCAGCAUGUCAGUCAGUUGUGGGAAUGGCAAACUUAGGCAGUGGCUCAUCGAUCAGAUUGACAGCGGGGAGUAUCCCGGCUUGGUUUGGGAAAAUGACGAGAAAAGCAUUUUCAGGAUUCCCUGGAAGCACGCGGGGAAGCAGGACUACAACCGGGACGAGGACGCGGCGCUCUUCAAGGCUUGGGCCCUCUUCAAAGGCAAGUACAGAGAAGGCUUGGACAAACCGGACCCUCCAACGUGGAAGACCAGGCUCCGCUGUGCCCUGAAUAAAAGCAACGACUUCGACGAACUGGUGGAGAGAAGCCAGCUGGACAUCUCGGAUCCUUACAAGGUCUACAGGAUAAUACCAGAAGGAGCCAAGAGAGGCUCUAAGUCCAGCAGUCUGGACGACAGCGCAGCACAUGUGACUUCAAUCAGUUAUCCAAUGCAUGCCUCUUAUCCUCCUCUACAGCCGCAGAUGCCGGGAUACAUGCUUCCUCAGGAGAGACGGGACUGGAGAGAAUACGGCAGCGACCAGCCUCAUCCUCAGGCUCCUCACGCAGAGUUACCGUACGGCCAGUGUCCGUAUCCACCCUCACGCUCCUUACCCUGGCACCCAUCGGCCUGUGACAACGGAUACCAGAUAUCUGGCUCGUUCUACACAUAUUCACCCACAGAAACCCAUUCGGUGACAAUGGACCCCAAUAUGAGGUCCGACGAAGCCAUGGCCAUCUCAGACUGCCGUCUUCACGUGUCUCUGUUUUACCGCGAGUCUCUGGUGAAGGAGGUGACCACCAGCAGUCCCGAAGGCUGCCGCAUCUCCUCGUCUCCGUCCCCAGGCUCCCCCUCGUCCCCGUCGUCCCCGGGCUCCGAGGAGCGUCUGUACGGCGGGGCCGAGCCCGUGCUCCUGCCCUUCCCGUACCCUCAGUCUCAGCGGCGCGGGGCCGAGAAGCUGCCCAACGUCCUGGAGCGGGGCGUGCUGCUGUGGCUGGCCCCGGACGGGCUCUACGGCAAGCGCCUGUGUCAGGGCCGCGUGUACUGGGAGGGCCCGCUGGCCCCGUACGCCGACAAACCCAACAAGCUGGAGAAAGAGCAGACGUGCAAGCUGAUGGACACACAGCAGUUCCUGUCAGAACUGCAGGGCUUCAUUCACCACGGCCGUCCCAUGCCUCGCUGUCAGGUGGUGCUGUGUUUCGGAGACGAGUUCCCAGACCCUCAGAGACAGAGCAAAAUGAUCACCGCUCAGGUGGAGCCCAUGUUUGCCCGGCAGCUCCUGUACUUUGCAGGACAGACCAACGGUCACUACCUGCGUGGAUACGAGCUUCAGAGUCAAGGUGCUUUACCUGUAGAGGAGUAUCAGAGGAGCAUCCAGCACUUGCAGGAGUAAAGAGCUCCACACGCUCUCCAGAGCCUCCACGGACUCCUUCACGAGCCUGAGAUCGCCCGACCGAGGGCCGCUUUCACAUCAUCCCUAGAGCUCCGGAGAUGAACACCCAGCUCUCCGGACGCCACGCGGAAUCAGACGCAGUCAUUUAGUAUGAAAUAAGGCCUUGUGAAUUGUCUCUCGGAGCGCGAGGAAAAACCGUCUCCUUUCCUGACGCGAAGCCAAGUUCAUCCCCAUCCAGCUCUCCGCUCUCAUCGUGUCAUUCGCAGAAGAGGGCGCUGAUUUUUGGACUCCCUGAAUAUUUCAUAUGGAAAAAAACAAACUAUUUUCCCAUAAAAUGUAGUAACUUUCAGAGGGACAAAUAUUUUUGAUAACUGAUGUAUAGUGGCAUAGAUUUUCUGUUACUGGCCUGUACUGCUCCUCUUUUGUAACACAAUCCUGUUUCUUCUCAUUGUUUGUAACUCGGCGCCGUGUUAUAAAGUAUUUAUAAAGUAUGCGUGCUCAGGCAAACGUACUGUACAGCUGUAUAGAUAUCGUGAAUGUAAUCAAAGUAAUUAUUUCUCUGAAUGGCAUCUGACAAGAAGUUAUAUAAUGCUAAAUACUAAGAAAUAGUUUGUGGUUGUGUGUGUGAGCGAUUGUUAUCUGCUUUCAAGUAAAGAUCUAAGUUGCAAAUGCAGUAUGACAAAAAUCAGCUUCUUCCCUCUUUCUUUGUGUGUGUGUGUGUGUGUGUGUGUGUGUUCACCUUGGACGUUGAAGGGAACACACUCGAGCAGGUCAUUGCCCACAGAACUGUGAUGUCAGAUGUGUGAAUGAAAGAGGCAUGAAGAAAAAGAGCUCUUCAAAUUUCUUGUUUCCUUCUCUGUCUCAGAACCAUUGUUUUUAUUCUUUAGCAUUUUUGUAUUCUGUGUCGUUUCGUCUAUUUUAUUUUUUACAUCCGUGCAUUUUUUCAGUCAAGUCAAAUAAAGAUAUUUUUCUUA
Messenger RNA from Puntigrus tetrazona (Sumatra barb), 3694 nucleotides. It is a transcript of the gene irf4a, whose product is annotated as interferon regulatory factor 4a. Gene Ontology annotation, biological process: regulation of transcription by RNA polymerase II; immune system process. The transcript is spliced from 8 exons. The record is from RefSeq and is a predicted model, not a curated record. Gene Ontology annotation, molecular function: DNA-binding transcription factor activity, RNA polymerase II-specific; RNA polymerase II cis-regulatory region sequence-specific DNA binding; protein binding. Lineage: Eukaryota; Metazoa; Chordata; Actinopteri; Cypriniformes; Cyprinidae. Gene Ontology annotation, cellular component: nucleus. Bases 1314 to 2720 code for a protein of 468 amino acids.